Molecule: messenger RNA, 2231 nt
Organism: Liolophura sinensis
Lineage: Eukaryota; Metazoa; Mollusca; Polyplacophora; Chitonida; Chitonidae
Product: protein zwilch homolog
Exons: 1
Coding region: 2-1888 (628 amino acids)
Biological process (GO): mitotic spindle assembly checkpoint signaling; protein localization to kinetochore
Cellular component (GO): RZZ complex
Source: RefSeq, a predicted model, not a curated record
AAUGGAUUCAAAAGACGUUAUUCAGCUUUCUAAGGCCAUCAAAUCGUUAACAGAACAAAAUUCUCUCGAAAGAGUAGUUUUAAAGGACAGUGAAAUAUCUUUGUCGGUUGAACGAUGGGCCGAUUCUUCAGGCCCUUUGGGAGAAAUCGCCGGCAGCUUGAAUCCAACCGACAUUGUAAUCAUCGCAUGGAAACACAACCCAAACCUGUCUACAACAACAACUUCGCUGUCAGAUGAAGUCCUAAACAGCACCGAGAUUCCAAGGGACAGGAGAAAACCCAGCGAGAGUGAAUAUUGUGAUAGCGUACUAGAAGGCUCGCCUCUUAAGCUUGUUACUAUUGCUGACUUGUCAGCAAUAGGCGGAGCGACAGCCGUCCCAAAGUCUGGUCUGCCAGCCGUCAGGAGGAAAAGGUACGAAGCGUUGCCAGUCAAUAUUGCCCAGUACUUGUUGUCCGUAUACAUAACCGUUCAACUGAAGCAGACCAAUGGGGAAUAUUUAAAGCCACUCUGGGUGCUGUGUGAUGGUAAGAAGCCAGGCCAAAUUGUGUGUUUGUCCGUGUGUCAUACUGCUUUGCCUGAGGGCAAAUCAAACACUACCCUGUCAUACACGCAGAGAACAACUGAAGUCAUCAUGACUGGCCCACACCCGAAGUCCUUUUACACAAAUAGCCUCUUGCAAAACAAAAUGGCGAAAACAAGAUUUAUUUCGUGUCAAGCGGAAUAUGAUGUCAUCGGGUCUCUGUCCAAGGAAAACCCAAUGGCUGGUUUGCAAGGAUCAGUAAAGCUGGAAGUUGAAUGGAAUGGUUACCAGCAGUUGCUGCAGUGUCCACCAGCCGAUGCACAUGUGACUGCUAAAGUUCAAGUGGCACGUGGGGAUACAAAGAGUGGUGGUUACAUGCUGUACACUGAACUGGAAUUGGUGAGACGGCUGAUCGAGUCCUUGACCUCCGGUGAGAUAUGUUGGGCUGUGCAAGAAAGCUCACGGCCACUUAUUGAUGAGCUGAAAGCAGUGCUGGGAAACUUAGCAGCUGGUGAUGCUAAACGUCUGACCUUCAUAUCAGAGACAUGCGACACAACAGUAAUGCAGGGCAUUGAGGAAUCUUUAGAGCUGGAGGAGAGAGAAGAUCAAGACUUCACAGACUACAUGUGGAUCUUGUUGAAAAAGUGCUCCUCGUUCGCAGAGCUAGUUGAUUGUUUGGAGCUUAUUUUCAGUCAAGUUAAAUCUGGAAAACUACAGCCAAUGGUGAACAGAAAUAACAAGACAGGCAUGGCCCAGCUAAUGAGGAAUUCUUACACUGGUGGUGCCUGCUUCUUCCCACCUCUUUCCCCGGGCAUGCUACCGAUCGAACUACUGACUGAGAUGGGCCUUGAAAAACUUACCAUGGAUUAUGUCAAUGCUUUCUUAGCCAAGAACCUAACAACCCCCAUACACCUAGAGUACUUCGUGGACAGAGACCUUAAGUUGACAGAGAAACUUGAACGCCUGGAGAAACUGCACUGUGUUUUGGAACUGAUGAUAAUUCUAAAAACGUUCCUGCACACUCCACAAGCCACACUGAGUGCAUGCGCCUGUCAGACCCUGCAGUACUUUGAGACCAACAGAUUGGACUGGGAGAAAGUUUUCAGCGUGCCUGUUCCAACACAGUCUGUUGCAAAGAUGCUGGAGAAUGCUCCUCCCAAUAUUUGGCAGUGCCGUGAAAUGAGAAAUAGUGGCGGAAUAAAUGAAGUCAAGAUCAAACGCUUGUCAACAGAAAUGCCAUUCCAACACUUAGACCAUCCCAAACAUAGCUGUAUGUUUGACAGCAGUCAGCUGGAUACCAGUGCUACUCCAAGUGAGGACUUGGAAUACUUCCAGGUAGCAAUUGAGGACAGUGUUAUCCUACUAUAGUGGGAUUUCCUUCUAUUGAAUUUUUCCAUUAGUAAUAAAUAUUGGAAUAGUUUGUCUCUGGGAAAACUCUUACAAAUAGUGAAAUUUGACCUGUGUAAAGAAUUCAUCAUCUGACACUUUUCAUGUACAUGUAUAAUGGUCUUUUGGAGUAUAUGUAACCCUCUGUCAGGAUUAUUAUCAGGCCAAGCUUUAAACCAGUGCUUCUUGAAUGUUCAUCAAUAUUAUGUAAGCAUGAAUUUUGUUAAUCUUUUCAAGUUUAACAAAAUAAAUCAUUUCUAUUCCAUAACUUCCCAUUAUAUGGGUCGAAAUAUAAUUAUUUCUGUGAUUACUUAGAUGCAUUAAA